This is a messenger RNA of Sordaria macrospora k-hell, 873 nucleotides long. RefSeq lists its product as uncharacterized. Gene Ontology annotation, cellular component: cytoplasm. The record is from RefSeq and is a predicted model, not a curated record. Lineage: Eukaryota; Fungi; Ascomycota; Sordariomycetes; Sordariales; Sordariaceae.
AUGCCAUCACCACCACCACUACCAAACCACCUCAUCAUCGUCUGCGGACACGCUAUCUGGCUAGACGGCCCAGCAAACGGUUGGGACGAAUCCGAAUGGCUCAUUGAGCCCUACAAGAAGGGUGAAACGCCCACGUUUAUUGCCCACAUCAAAGCAGGCGUGGAAGAACUAGCCAAAGAUGACCGCGCGGUGUUGAUGUUUUCCGGUGGCCCAACCCGGCCCGAAACCCCCCUCUCCGAAGCCCAAAGUUACUACAACCUAGCUCUUGCCAACUCCUUUUUCGGUCUCUCACCUGCUUCUUCCCCCUCUACUACUGCUGCUGCCUGCUCCUUCACAGACCGCAUCCACCUAGAAGAACGCGCCCUAGACUCGUACUACAACAUCCUCUUCUCCCUGAUCCACUACUGGCGCGUCGUACACCCUCAGCACGCCUGGCCGGAGCGCAUCACCAUCGUCAGCCACACCUUCAAGCGGAACCGGCUGGUGGACGGCCACUGCGCCGCUAUUUUCGGUCUUGAUCCUUCGUCGUCGGUACUGGAAGAAAGGGUGAGGUUUGUGGGAAUUAAUCCGCCUGGUGUCGAUGCGGUCGGGGGAGUUGCUGAAAGGGAUGGGGAUGGGGGGUCUUCUGACGUGAAGAAGAAGGAGGAAGCUAUGCAAGGGGUGCAGUUGGCUUUGGGGCAGUGGGCUGAGGAUCCGCAUGGGGUUGGGGAGGAACUGGCUGGGAAGAGGAGGGCGAGGAAUUGUUGGGGCGUGGAGCAGCGGCUGUUCUUUAGUGAGGAGGAGAGGAAGAUGAGUGCAGUUGAGACGAGGAUUUUGGAGGAUGGGAGUGAAGUGUUGGUUGAUGGAGAGAAGCCGAGGCCUUGGGCUAUUUAG